Neurospora tetrasperma FGSC 2508 is the source of this 2129-nucleotide messenger RNA. RefSeq lists its product as uncharacterized. Bases 1 to 1815 code for a protein of 604 amino acids. Gene Ontology annotation, cellular component: nucleus. The record is from RefSeq and is a predicted model, not a curated record. Gene Ontology annotation, biological process: regulation of DNA-templated transcription; chromatin organization. Gene Ontology annotation, molecular function: DNA binding; chromatin binding. NCBI's taxonomy places the organism in Eukaryota, Fungi, Ascomycota, Sordariomycetes, Sordariales, Sordariaceae. The transcript has a single exon.
AUGGCAGACCAGACACCAAACGUGGGAAGCCAACAGACGUCCAAGCCGUCAACGCCGAAUCUGACUCCCGGCUCGGGGCCUACCAUUUCGUCCUCCGCAUCAACCUCGUCGGCACGGCCAUACGUACCACAGUUUUCGGCUGCUACACAGCUCAUUCUUCAGCGUCUGAAGGCCAAGGAGGGAAAGAAUGAUGGCGGUAGUAGUUUCAGUUCAGUCGUAUCAUCGAAAACGACGGUGAUCACGGGCAGCAGUCAUAUCAAGGUUGAGCAAGAUGCGUUCGAGGACGCGAAGAAGAGGCUUGUGGCGGGCACGGGGAUAAAAACCUCGACAUCCAUGAGCUUAAAAAUGCCCCUGGUCCAGCCGAGCAUCAAGAUGCCAACGCCAGCACCUACGACGACAGUCAAGAAGAACCUUUCUCUGCCAAGCGCGUCGACAGCACCACGUGCUGCUUCAGGUUCAGGUUCGAACUCAACGACCCUUUCACUGCCGCUACCGCCGCCGCCGCCGCCGCCUCCUCCUCCAAAACACAAAUCAUUAACCUUCAAGAGCGGCACAACGAGUGCCAUAAAGAACAUCAACAGCGGUCUCACGGCAUCAGGCAAAGUCUCGGUAGUCAAACCACCCAAGCCUCCUGCCGCUGCCGCCGCCGCCGCCGCCGAAAGUAAAUCCAAAAAGGCGAAGACGUCAACAGGUAACCCAGUCGGGCGUCCCCCCAACACCAGCAAAGCCGGAGCCGCAGCCGCAGAAUCCAGCGCUGCCACCACCAACACCACCACUGGUGGUGGUCACAGACGAAAACGCAUCAAACAACAACAAGACGCGGACGAAUUUAGCAGUCUCUCCAGUCUCUCUGAUGUAUCCGAGGUCGAAGACGCCGCCGUCACCUCCACCCUCUCAGGCGCUGCUGCCGCCGCCCAAACCUCCCUCCUCACCAUGACCAAAUCCGGCCGCCAAGUCCUCAAACCCACAACCUACAGCCCCGCGGCCGUCGACGCCGCCAACAAGAAACACCGCAGCACGGCAUCAACACACCACUACGGCAAGCGCACAGCCGAGCAAGCCUUGUGCAAGAAAUGCACGCGGAUGCAUAGUCCCGCCCAAAACCCAAUGGUGUUCUGCGACGGGUGCAACGAAGGGUGGCACCAGCGGUGUCAUGACCCCCGCAUCGAAACGGAAGUCAUCCGUGAUCCGACCAAGGGUUGGGUAUGUUCGCUGUGUGUGGCGAAGAGGGAAGGGGGAAACAAGGGUUUGAGUGGUAAGAAGGGGCAGCAGAGACGGGAACUACUAGAGCAGCAACAACAACAACAACAACAACAAGCAAAGGUCGCGACGAGGGAAAGUUGGGCAGAUAAACCACCUCAACAAAAACGCGCUUAUCUGUCGACGUUGCCGCCGCAGGAGCUGGUGGGAUUGAUCAUGGCUGCGUUGGAGGUGAAGCCUGAUUUGCCGAUAUUUCCUGGUUCUUCUCCUGGUACUACUAGUACAUUCAAGGGGUCCAACAACAACAAUAACAACAGCAACAGCAAUGGAAAGGGACACAAGGGCUCUUCGGGACCGAAUGGCAAGAGUCUAAAAGAUGUGAUUCUCUCCCGAGAAACGAGCCAAGAAAACCAAGGCGGAGAGGAAGGUGAUGAAGAAGAGUACGACCCGCUAGUGGCUCUGUGGCCUGAGCCGGGCAAGGGUCUGUACAGCACGCUACCCUUUGACGUGGACGAUGAUGAUUAUAUGGUGGACAACGGCGACUUUGAGGCUUUCAGUUCGAUUGUGUAUGAUGAUAGAGGGAGAAAGGUGCUGGAGAAUGGCUUGAGGGUAUAGGAAGACUCCGAACGUGUCUCUCGCGGGAAUCGGCAGUUCCUCGCCUCAAGAAAGGUACGGGGCGAGACGAGCUAGGUAGGGGAGGGACAGGAGGUCAGAUACAGGGUAAAUAGCUGGGCUUGGCCUCUGAUAUCAGCGUUGAUUAUACUACGUGUCAUGUACGAUAAGCAUGAGCUGAACCCACUGUCCUAGGUUUGCCACUUUGAAAGGACAUUUACUUGCUCGCAGUUUCUUGAGCCGUUUGGAUCAUCAUAUCAUGGAUUGUGGGGUUUCCGUGCCCCCGAGAAAAUGCAGCGAACUGGCGACAACCCAUC